Molecule: messenger RNA, 2432 nt
Organism: Coregonus sp. 'balchen'
Lineage: Eukaryota; Metazoa; Chordata; Actinopteri; Salmoniformes; Salmonidae
Source: the annotation of a GenBank genome assembly
CCUGGCCUGCUGAAAGCCAUCUUCAAUGUGGACCCAGAUGAAGUGCGCUCCCUCAUAUUUCAGAAAGAGGAUGUGAAUGUUCAGGUAAUCAUCCCAGCUGUUUCCUACCAUUAUUUCCACCCUCCUGUCUGUCCUCCGGAUAGGAACACACUAUUUUUUCACAUUUAUAACUUAAGUCAUUUGUUGCCAAAAUCUAAGGUUGCACAAUUCUGGUAACUUAAAUGCCUAGAUUUUCCAGAAAUCCCAAUAUGAAGAUUCCUGAAUCAGAAGGGAAUAAGCAGGAAUUCCGGAAUCCUCUGUCUAACCAGGAUUUCUGGAAAAACCUCUGAUUUUGGGGAAAGUUACUGGAAUUUUGCAACCCUACCGAAAUCACAUAUUUUAGCCUGAUCAGAACAGAUGCCUCCUUCCAUCAGCCGUAUGCACCUUGUUCAGUAUCUGUCACUUUACACAAACUCUGUCAGUGGUCCCCCCUGGGUACAAAUGUAGUUUUUUGUCCUAGCACUACACAGCUGAUUCAAAUAACCUAAUCAUCAAGCUUUGAUUAUUUGAAUCAGCUGUGUAGUGCUAGGGCAAGAAACCAAAACGUGCACCCAGUGGGGGCCCCAGGACCGAGUUUGGUAAACCCUGCGUUAGAGUAUGUACUUCGUGCAAUAGCAUACUUGUUUUCAUAAAGCCAUACACUAUGUUGAAGUUACAGUAUAGCCUAGUUACAGUAUAGCCUAGUUACAGUAUAAGCCUAGUUUACAGUAUAGCCUAGUUACAGUAUAGCCUAGUUACAGUAUAGCCUAGUUACAGUAUAGCCUAGUUACAGUAUUCCCUAGUUACAGUAUAGCCUAGUUACAGUAUUCCUAGUUACAGUAUGCCUAGUUACAGUAUAGCCUAGUUACAGUAUAGCCCUAGUUACCAGUAUAUCCCUAGUUACAGUAUAGCCUAGUUACAGUAUAGCCUAGUUUAUAGCCUAGUUGAUCAGUAUGUAGCCUAGUUGCAGUAUGUAGCCUAGUUGCAGUAUGUAGCCUAGUUGCAGUAUGUAGCCUAGUUGCAGUAUGUAGCCUAGUUGCAGUAUGUAGCCUAGUUGCAGUAUGUAGCCUAGUUGCAGUAUGUAGCCUAGUUGCAGUAUGUAGCCUAGUUGCAGUAUGUAGCCUAUUUGCAGUAUGUAGCCUAGUUGCAGUAUGUAGCCUAGUUGCAGUAUAGGCUGGUUAGAGACAUAAAUAUCCAGCUGCCAGCUGAAUUAUCCAAGCCAUAAGAAUGUAUUGCUAAACUAGUACGAUUUUAAAAUCAAAUGUAUUCCUGUAUCCAUACUAGCUGAAUAUGAAAUGGCUAUAACACUUAUUUGCUCUUCCCUACAGGACAAUGAGAAGCGGACACCGUUGCAUGCAGCUGCCUAUCUAGGAGAUGCAGAAAUUCUAGAGCUGCUCAUACUAUCAGGUAAGGUUAUCAUUGAUGAGAUGGAUUACGCUAUGGACUCAUGUCCGUCGGACUUUGACUUCUGUUUUGAUGCUGGUUGUGUUUGAAUGUGACCGUUUCCCUCAUACUUAUCCCAUUCAGAUCUUAUGUGCAGCUGAUGUGUUUAAAAGGUAAUUUUAAUUAAGGCCGUUGACAGCUGAAACGUCCCUAUUUUAACUUGAUAAGUGAAGCAUCCAGAUUUUAAUUGUGAGCGACAUUCAAACCUUUUCCUUCCGAAUGCCCUCAUGAUUUUGUGUUGCACCCUCGUCUCACGUUGGCUGGGCUCCUCCUACUCCUCUCCACUCAGUGACAUUUUCUUUAGUGUUGCUGUGUAAUGAAAGUCCCUGUCCCGGAAUAGCGCUCUACAAGAGGCUUUGUGCGCGUUCCAAAUGGCACCCUAUUCCCUAUAUAGUGCACUACUUUUGACCUGGGCCCUGAUCAGAAGUAGUGCACUAUAAAGGUAAUAGGGUGUUGUUUUGGACACCUCCUUUCUGUGCUCCAGCUAUUUAAAGGAUGUUGCCUAAUCAAUCCCAGUGACCUAACUAACCCUAUAGUCGGUCUGUCACCUGUUUUUUCUGUCUGUGUCCCAGGAGCCAGAGUAAAUGCCAAAGACAACAAGUGGCUCACUCCUCUGCACCGGGCCGUGGCUUCCUGCAGUGAGGUACGUGUACUGAUACUGUCAGCCCUCACAAACACUCCUGUGCAUAUGCGUUUGACUAUUAAGUGUGUUGUGAUUUUUAAAUGCACUUUAAACAAAGUUGAACAUGAUAUGAACUGUGUUCCCGUAGGAGGCUGUCCAGGUGUUAUUGAAACACUCUGCUGAUGUGAACGCCAGGGACAAAAACUGGCAAACGCCGCUCCACAUCGCUGCGGCCAAUAAGGCAGUCCGCUGUGCCGAGGCCCUGGUCCCUCUCCUCAGCAACGUGAACGUGUCAGACCGGGCCGGGCGCACGGCGCUGCACCAUGCAGCCUUCAGCGGACACCAGGAG